This is a messenger RNA of Sordaria macrospora k-hell, 582 nucleotides long. RefSeq lists its product as uncharacterized. Gene Ontology annotation, biological process: transcription initiation at RNA polymerase III promoter; DNA-templated transcription. The record is from RefSeq and is a predicted model, not a curated record. Gene Ontology annotation, cellular component: RNA polymerase III complex. NCBI's taxonomy places the organism in Eukaryota, Fungi, Ascomycota, Sordariomycetes, Sordariales, Sordariaceae.
AUGUUCAUUACGACGAAAAUUGCCGACUUGGUGCAGAUUGCGCCCGAAGACUUUAGUAAGGAGAGUUUUGUCGCCAUCGAAGAUAACAUCAACGCCAAGUACGCAAACAAGGUAGUACAAAAAGUCGGCCUUUUCAUCUGCUUGUGGGAUGUCACUUGGACAUCAGAAGGUCAGAUCGGGCAUGGCACUGGUCUAGUCAACGUGAACGUCGAGUUUGAGAUGGUGGUCUUUAGGCCUUUUAAGCACGAAGUCAUGCUCGCACGUAUCACUCACCAGACCGAGGAAGGCAUUUACCUUGGCAUGGACUUCUUUAACGACAUCUUUGUUCCCGCCGCGGAGCUUCCAGACAACUCCGAGUUCGACACAACUGAGAAGGUUUGGGUGUGGAAGGAGGAGGGCCAGGAGCUCUACUAUGACAACAACGAAAUGGUCCGGUUCCGCGUUAUCGGCGAGGAGUGGCACGAUCAAACACCAACAGGCCCGGUGGAAGUCGACCAGGCUGCAAAUCAGCUCCUACCACCGUAUAAGAUCACGGGUUCCAUGAAGGAAGGAGGACUGGGAUGUUGUUUGUGGUGGGAAUAA